Messenger RNA from Oikopleura dioica, 2367 nucleotides. Lineage: Eukaryota; Metazoa; Chordata; Appendicularia; Copelata; Oikopleuridae. The record is from the annotation of a GenBank genome assembly.
AUGUUUAUCACCCAGCUGAUUUAUGCUCAACUUGCCGGUGCUUUCGGGAUCAGAGACUUUGAGGAAAAACUGCAGCUAGAAUUUAACAAAACAAGCGUUCCCCUUUCAUCACCAGAAUGUUUCUCCCCGUUUUUUGGGACGAAAAACACUUCAUCUUCAUGUCCCGACAUUUCCUACUGCUCCACCUCUCUUGAACUUGGUAUCUCUAACUCGACCGCCUAUCCGAAGCUCAUUUUUGCCGAAGAGUCAGUCUGGAUGGCCACUGAUCCGGAUUCCUUCAAAACCCUCGACCAAAAGUGGCUCAAAUGGCAGCUCUUGCAUCUCUGCUCUCCCGACGUUUGCGCUCUUACCGACGAGCUAGGAAACGUUCUGUCAACUUCAAAGAAAGAAGACUUUUUUAAAAGCCAAUACGAUGCCAUCAAUAUUUCUGAUUCUCUCAGCCUAUCGUCUUUUCCUUCCAAUUUCAUCGUCAUGUCUCCCAAUUUGACUGUCACAUCCACUGUGCCCGCCCAAAUCCAACCAUACAGCAGCAAUUCUUCCAUCCCCUUCUGUGCCCAAAACUUCUGCCCUUCGCUGGCUUUUGCAAAAUGCGAAUACUACUCGUUAUGCGUCAUGUGCGACGAUUCCUGCGCUCCUCUUGGAAACUGUCAAGUGUCAGCAAAGAGCAAGAAGGAUCCGAUUAGUCCGAUUCUAGUGGCCAUUAUAACGCUCUCGGUUUUUGUCGUUUUGGUGGCUGCUGGAUGCCAAAGACAUAAAAGUGAUGAACCGAGAGAGUGCGACUCGCCAAGAGAGGUGUGUUCAAUAGAAGAAGUAACCGAAGAUACAACCGACGAAAUCGAAGAUACUGGUAUCUUCCCUGACAAUCCAUCGCCCUCCCCAGAAGUUCCACUCAUAAAUAAUCCCCCUGCCAAAAAUGCUUACAACGAGUCAAGUGGCUACUCCAGCAUGACUACUGCCGAUCCUGUCGAUACCAGCAAUGGCAAGUUUGAGCUGUUCAGACUCGGAAUGGAUGUGGCAAUGAAAAAAGUUGGGUCGAAGGUGAAAACCGGCAUCGACCGCAUUUUCGACAAGACCCUCCAAGACCUCGUCCGAGGAGUUCGAAACGCAAAAGGUCACGAACGCGAGUACAUUUUGGAAGCAGUCGAGGAAAUUAGGGAGGAGCUGAAGAACCCGAAAUUAGAUGUGAAAUCGGUGGCGAUUUCGAAGCUCUGCUUCCUUCACAUGCUAGGAUAUGAGAUGGGCUGGGCGAGUUUUAAUAUUAUUGAAGUUAUGUCCUCGACUAAGUUGACCGAAAAGCGCUUGGGCUACUGGGCUGCCUCUCAAUCAUUCAACGCUGAGACCGAUGUUCUCAUGCUCUCAACGAAUUUGAUCAAGAAGGACAUCCUCAAAGGUUCCGAAUUCGAAGCUAGCGCUGCUCUCGGCGGUCUAUCCUGUUUCAUGACGCCUGAUCUUGCCCGAGACUUGACCGAUGAUGUCAUUUCGCUGAUGUCAUCUACCCGACCUCAUGUUCGAAAACGCGCUACAUUAAUAACUUACAAACUGUUCUACCACUACCCAGAAGCGAUGCGCGCUGCCAUGCCUCGUCUCAAAGAAAAGCUAGAAGACAAGGACCCAGGAGUGCAAUCUGCCGCUGUAAAUGUCAUUUGCGAGCUUGCAAGGAAGAAUCCAAAGAACUACCUGCUCUUGAGCCCGAUUUUAAUGCGAUUGAUGACCAAGAGUUCGAAUAAUUGGGUGCUCAUUAAAAUUAUCAAAUUAUUCGGAUGCUUGAUUCCCCACGAACCAAGACUGGGCAAGAAGAUUGAAGAGAAUUUGAAGACGCUAAUUAAUAAUACCAGCGCAAUGAGCUUGCUAUACGAAUGCAUCAAUACAUUGAUUCAGGCGAAGACAUACGCUCCUGCUGGAAAUGACAAUGAAGCGUUGAUACAACUCUGCGUGGAUAAGCUUAGAAUUCUUAUUGAAGAUAAUGAUCAGAAUUUGAAGUAUCUUGGGCUUCUUUCAAUGACUCGGAUUCUUGAAUCGCACCCGAAGAUUGUAAGCCAACACAAGGACAUAAUUCUUGCGUGUCUUGACGACAAAGAUGAAAGCAUUCGGCUUCGAGCUUUAGACCUCAUCAGUAAAAUGGUCACGAAAUCAACGAUAAUGGACAUUACAGCGAAACUACUCGACCACGUACGAAAGACUGAAAAUACAAUCUACCGAGAUGAGCUAGUUUCGAAGAUGAUCGACAUGUGCAGCCAGCAGGGAUUCGUUUUUAUCAAGAAUUUCGAGUGGUAUUUGAAUGUGCUUCUGGACCUGACGAAGAUUGAAUCAAAGGUGUCUUAUGGACCGAAGAUUGCCACGCAAUUGCUGGAAAUUACAGUCCGGUAA